CCUUAGGUUAAUACUUAGGUAAGAUUUCAACUUAAAAACUAAGGCAAAAUUAUCCGAUUUCGUCUGUGCGACGAUUCGUACUAUUUUAGUAACCGCUUCACCGAAUCUAUAAUUAGGUCGCAAAAUGGCAGACAAUUGUUUGGCGGAAUACGUUGUAAUCAAAUUGAACGGGUUUUACUAGUGUUAAUGGUGGGUAAUUGAUACAAAAAGGAUAUAUAUAUGUGAGGUUUACGGAUUCGGUAUGUAUCGAAACAGUUGCCACAUUAUUUCUGUAUCGAUAACAUACUUUUCUCGUCGACCUUGUUUUCAACAACAAUAAGCAUGUACACAAUUGGAAAAACCCGGAAGUAAACGCAGACGAUAAUCAUGGCUGAGAUGGCAAAGCAGAGAUCGCCUAAUUUUUCUAUGCAAGAAAACUCUCUCCUUUCUCAGCUUAUGGGCGAGGAAUAUAAAGACACGGGCCUUUCGCGUCACAAGUACAAUAUCCAUAGGUUUACCAGCAAGAUUUCCAGGGUAACCAAGAAUGAGAUGUGGGCUGAAAUUGCAGAAAUGUUCUCUGCAAAUACCACUGGUCCACAUCGCACAGCAGACCAGCUUGAAAAAAAAUGGGAAAACAAUGUCUCCAAGCACAGGGGGAUAUAUAAUGAUCACCAGCGCCUGCUAAGUUUGACUGGAAGUGCUCCCUUCCAGUCAAAAUAUGAUAUUAUAACUGAGUCCGUCAUGGCAGUUGUUGGAAAGGAGAGUGCGGCUGUGCAAGGCGUUGCCCCAUUCACCCUGGAUACAACCUUUAUCCAGUUGACAGACACAAGUCAAGCAACAACAGUUGAACCACCAUCACCUGCACCGCCACAACAAUGUGACAACAGAGCUGUGAAAAGAAGACUCGAUACAAAUGGGGAACAUGCUGUUUCUGCAGUCAAACCAGCUACCACAUGUUGCAGUCAUUGUAGUCUGAACGAACUGAAUGUUCUGAAGAAGAGAAAGAUGGAACUACAAAUUAGACUGUACAAGGCCCAGUUGGCGCGACUUGGCGAAGAAUAAAGCAAAUAAUAUAAUUAUAUUAUGUGUAUUUUAUCAAAAAUUACAUUAUUAUUUUGUUAUGAAGAUAAAGUAUAGUUAUAUUUAAGGUUAGUUAUUCUUAAAUAUAACUAUACUUUAUCUUCAUAACAAAAUUAUAAUUUAAUUUUUGAUAAAAUACACAUAAUAUAAUUCUAUUAUUUGUUUUAUUCCUGUUCAUGAACUUUAUCAACUUUAUGUUUUUUAUGAUAUUUGGACUAAUUGUAGGCAGUAAGUUUGAAAUGUCACAAAUGCUAAAAUAAUUAUUUAAAUUAAGUAUGCAAGUUUGCUUUGUUGAAAGAAGUUAAACCUUUGUUUUCAUGUAUAUUUACCACACUAUUCACACUAGAGUAUAUGUAUGAACAGUAACAUUUAUUAUUGCAUCAACAAUUUAUUGUUAAUAUAUAUCAAUGAUGAUUAAUUAUGUAUUGGAGAAACACAAACACUUUUAUAUGGAAAUGAUAAUCAUUUCCAUAUACAAGUUUUUUGUGUUUUAUUGCAAACACAUUUUUCUAAACUGUUGCUUUUAUGCCUCUAGUAUGCCAGUAUAUUUAUAUUACACAUA
This is a messenger RNA of Dreissena polymorpha, 1621 nucleotides long. RefSeq lists its product as uncharacterized. Bases 367 to 1041 code for a protein of 224 amino acids. The transcript has 6 exons. Lineage: Eukaryota; Metazoa; Mollusca; Bivalvia; Myida; Dreissenidae. The record is from RefSeq and is a predicted model, not a curated record.